Messenger RNA from Cyprinodon tularosa, 7555 nucleotides. RefSeq names its product slit homolog 1a (Drosophila) (gene slit1a). NCBI's taxonomy places the organism in Eukaryota, Metazoa, Chordata, Actinopteri, Cyprinodontiformes, Cyprinodontidae. Gene Ontology annotation, biological process: negative chemotaxis; axon guidance. The transcript has 37 exons. The record is from RefSeq and is a predicted model, not a curated record. Gene Ontology annotation, molecular function: Roundabout binding; heparin binding; calcium ion binding. Bases 413 to 5059 code for a protein of 1548 amino acids.
UGUGUGUGUGUGUAAAGGGGAGAGAGAGACUGGCUUUUUUGCUUUCUGCUCUUUCCCUAUUCCCUCUCUCUUCAGACAAGCAGAGCAGAGCAGGACUGAGUGAGAGGAGGACAGACGUUUGCAGACCAGAGCACACCAACUCCACAAAGACGAGACAGGAGUGGAGUUUUCAAGAAGGAGGGAAGAAAGAGAACAUCUUAUUUUUUACAUGGAAAAACUGUAGUGCAUAUCAAGGUUACAUCACUAGAACUAUAGGAUUUGUGUGGAAGAUCUUUUUUUUUUUCUACUUUCCAAGUAGAUAAAAUUAUUCCAUCAGACUUGUGAGGUGUUGCAGGACUUGAGGAAGGCAAAAAGAAGGAGGAAAAUAAAUAAAGGACAAAAUCAAGUAAGAAAAAAAAAGGAACAAGAGGCUAUGAGAAUGCUGGCUGUAGGUAGCAGUUUUGGAUCAAGCAUGGGUGGGCUGGCUGGGCACUGGAUGUGGCUGCUGAUGCUCUCUGCCCUGAUGUUGGGCAAUGCAAUCGCCUGCCCAGCGCUUUGUACCUGCAGCGGCACCACAGUGGACUGCCAUGGACUGGGUCUCAAAACUAUGCCAAGGAGUAUCCCCCGCAACACUGAGAGACUGGAGCUGAACGGAAACAACCUCACACGCAUCACCAAGAGUGACUUUGCUGGCCUGAAGUACCUCAGAGUUCUACAGCUGAUGGAGAAUCAGAUUACAGUUAUCGAGCGAGGGGCUUUUGAUGACAUGAAGGAGCUGGAGCGACUGCGGCUGAACCGUAAUCAACUGCAGCAGCUUCCGGAGCUGCUGUUUCAGAAGAACCCUGGUCUGUCUCGGCUCGAUCUGAGUGAGAACUUCAUCCAAUCCAUUCCGAGAAAAGCGUUCAGAGGAGCAACGGACAUCAAAAACCUGCAACUGGAUAAAAACCACAUCAGCUGCAUUGAGGAUGGAGCCUUCAGAGCUCUCAGGGGUCUGGAAGUACUGACACUGAACAACAACAACAUUAGCAGCAUCCCCGUCUCCAGCUUCAACCACAUGCCCAAACUGCGAACUUUCCGUCUUCACUCCAACAACCUAAACUGUGAUUGUCAUCUGGCCUGGCUGUCACAGUGGCUCAGACAGAGGCCUACGAUCGGUCUUUUCACCCAGUGUGCUUCGCCUGCAGAGCUCAGAGGACUAAAUGUGGCAGAGGUCCAGAAACAUGAGUUCACCUGCUCAGGGCAUCAGGAGUCUUCCAGCCCGCAGCCAUGCAGUUCUGGUGGAGGAUCCUGCCCUGCCAUGUGCACCUGCAGUAACAACAUAGUGGACUGCAGGGGGAAAGGUCUAACUGCUAUUCCAGCCAAUCUGCCAGACAGCAUGUCAGAAAUACGUCUGGAGCAAAAUGGGAUUAAGUCUGUUCCUCCCGGAACCUUCUCUCCCUACAAGAAACUGCGCAGGAUAGACCUGAGCAAUAACCAGAUCUCAGAGAUAGCUCCUGAUGCCUUCCAGGGCCUGCGCUCUCUCAACUCCCUUGUGCUGUAUGGAAAUAAGAUCACCGACCUGCCAAAGGGUGUGUUUGAUGGCCUCUACUCUUUGCAACUGCUGCUGCUGAAUGCCAAUAAGAUUCAUUGCGUUCGUGCCAACGCCUUCCAGGAUCUGCAAAAUCUCUCCCUACUAUCGCUGUAUGACAACAAGAUCCAAACCCUUGCCAAGGGCACCUUCACAUCACUACGAGCUAUACAAACCCUACACCUGGCCCAGAACCCAUUCAUUUGUGACUGUAAUCUGAAGUGGCUGGCAGAUUACCUGCGUUCCAACCCUAUUGAGACCAGCGGUGCCCGUUGUGCCAGCCCUCGGCGCCUCGCUAACAAACGUAUCGGACAAAUCAAGAGCAAGAAAUUCCGCUGCUCUGCUAAAGAGCAGUACGUCAUCCCAGGUACAGAGGACACUCGUCUCAACAAUGCCUGCAAUACAGACCCUGUGUGUCCUCCCAAGUGUCGCUGUGAGUCUAACGUAGUGGACUGCUCCAACCUGAAACUCACCAAGAUCCCAGAGCACAUCCCUGCAUCCACAGCUGAACUCCGCCUAAACAAUAAUGAUAUCACCACUCUUGAGGCAACUGGAGUCUUUAAGAACCUUUCCCAACUGAAGAAAAUUAACCUGAGUAACAACAAGAUCACAGAGAUCGUGGAUGGGGCAUUUGAAGGUGCAUCCUCCGUCAUUGAGCUUCACCUUACAGCCAAUCAAAUCGAUUCAGUUCGCAGCGGGAUGUUCCGAGGCCUCGAGGGACUGCGCAUGCUGAUGUUGAGGAAUAACAAAAUCAGCUGUGUCCACAAUGACAGUUUCACUGGGCUUCACAAUGUCCGUUUACUGUCGCUGUAUGACAACCAUCUGACCUCCAUUACUCCUGGAGCCUUUGACACGCUGCAGACUCUCUCUACGCUUAACCUCUUGGCCAACUCUUUCAACUGUGACUGUCGUUUGGCAUGGCUGGGUGACUGGCUGAGGAGCAGAAAAAUUGUGACAGGUAACCCUCGCUGCCAGCGUCCUGCCUUCCUAAAGGAGAUCCCUCUGCAGGAUGUAGCAAUGCCUGAUUUUCGCUGUGAGGAAGGCCAAGAGGAGUCAAGCUGUGUUCCUCGACCCCAGUGUCCCAGCGAGUGUACUUGCCUUGAGACUGUAGUGCGCUGCAGUAACAAGCAUCUCCACACACUACCAAAAGGCAUCCCCAGGAAUGUCACAGAAUUGUACCUUGAUGGAAACCAGUUUAGUAUUGUUCCUAAGGAACUGUCUUCCUUCAAAUACCUGCAGCUGGUGGAUCUGAGCAACAACAAAAUCAACACGCUUUCUAACUCCUCCUUCGCUAACAUGAGCCAACUGACCACUCUAAUCCUGAGCUACAACUCCCUGCGCUGUAUACCCAAAAUGGCUUUCAGUGGACUGCACUCCCUGCGACUGCUCUCUCUGCAUGGCAAUGAAAUCUCAGAGCUUCCAGAUGGCAUCUUUAAUGAUGUGACCUCCCUCUCGCAUUUGGCAAUUGGUGCCAAUCCUUUGCACUGUGACUGCCACCUGCGCUGGCUCUCUGACUGGGUGAAGACCGGAUACAAGGAACCCGGAAUCGCUCGCUGUGCUGGCCCACAGGGGAUGGAAAGCAAACUGCUCCUUACUACGCCUGCCAAGAAAUUCGAAUGUACAGGUAAUGUGGACACCUCUGUGCUGGCCAAGUGUAACCCGUGUCUGUCCAGUCCCUGCCUGAAUCACGGCAUCUGUCACAAUGACCCAGUGGAGAUCUACAGGUGCAAUUGUCCACCUGGAUUCAAGGGCAAGAAUUGUGAGACAGCCCUGAAUGCCUGUGUGAGUAACCCAUGUGCCAAUGGAGGAACAUGCCAAGUAAAUGAAGACGAUGAAGGAGAAUACCGAUGCUCCUGUCUGCUGGGCUUUGAGGGCCCGACCUGCCAAAUCAAUGUGGACGACUGUGAAGACAAUGACUGCGAGAACGGAGCAACCUGUAUUGACGGAAUCAACAACUACACUUGUUUUUGUCCCCCCUACUACACAGGGGAGAUGUGUGAAGAACUUGAAGAUAUGUGUGCUCCAGGACGAAGCCCCUGCCAACAUCAGUCUACCUGCCUCAUCAGCACCUCUGGACCCAAGUGUGUGUGUUCUCCUGGCUAUGUUGGCGAUGACUGCAGUAUAAACUAUGAUGACUGCAGGGAGAAUCGCUGUCAGAAUGGAGCACAGUGUGUGGAUGAGCUGAAUGGAUAUUCCUGCAUCUGCCCUGAAGGAUAUAGCGGUCAGUUGUGUGAAGUUCCUCCAUCUCGUCUGUCGCUAUGUGAGCUGGCCGACUGCCAAAACAACGCCCCCUGUGUGGAGAGAGGUGGCCGUGCCCUCUGCCAAUGUCCUCCAGAGUUCGGAGGUCCACGCUGCGAAAAACUGGUCAGCGUCAACUUUGUAGAUAGAGACUCUUAUUUACUGCUAUCUGACCUGGAAAACUGGCCACAAGCUAACAUCACCCUGCAGGUUUCCACAGCUGAAGACAAUGGUAUCCUGUUGUAUAAUGGAGACAAUGAUCACAUCGCAGUGGAGCUCUUCCAAGGUCAUGUGAAAGUGAGUUAUGACCCAGGCAGCCAACCAGGACAUGCUAUAUACAGUACCGAGACCAUCAAUGAUGGUCAGUUCCACACAGUGGAGCUGGUGACCUUUGACCAGAUGGUGAACCUGUCCAUUGACGGGGGUCUUCCCACCACAAUGGACAGCUUUGGGGCUGUGCGGCCCCUCAACGGAGAGGCGCCACUAUACGUGGGGGGUAGGGGCCCUCUCCAGAACACACCUCCCUCCUCUGCAGGGAUGCCUGUGGAUGUCCACUCUGGCACUUUCCGUCUCUGGCAGAUCCAGAACGGUUCCAGCUUCCAUGGCUGCAUACAGAACCUGUAUAUCAACAAUGAGCUCCAAGACUUCACAAAGACGCAAAUGAAGCCUGGUGUGGUGCCAGGCUGUGAGCCCUGCAAGAAGCUCUACUGUGUCCAUGGCAUCUGCCAGCCUGAUGGGUUACUGGGACCAGUGUGUCACUGCCAGCCUGGGUGGAGCGGUGCACACUGCGAUCAGCCCGCUCUCAAUCCCUGCCAGGGCAGCAAAUGCGUCCAUGGAAAGUGCAUUCCUCUGGACUCACAAUCGUACCGCUGUGAGUGUGAAGAGGGUUAUCGAGGUGCACUAUGUAACCAGCAAGGAGAGCUUUUCAAUCCCUGUCAUCGCCUAUCUUGUAAACACGGUCGCUGCCAGAUCUCUGACUCCGGAGAAGCAUACUGUCACUGCGAAAGUGGCUACACAGGGGAACUCUGUGACGCAGAGUUUGAAUGUCGAGGUGAGCCGGUGAGAGACUUCUAUCAGGUACAGCGGGGUUAUGCCAUUUGUCAAACAACCCGCAUGGUAUCCUGGGUGGAGUGCACCGGAGCCUGUGACACGGGGAGCUGCUGCAUCAGCCAGAGAAUGAAACGCCGAAAAUACACCUUUGAGUGCAGCGACGGAACAUCUUUUACUGAGGAGGUGGAAAAGACCAUCAAGUGCGGCUGCGUGGGUUGCAUGUAGCAUUGUUCACUCGCACUUCCUGCCACUGCUGCAGAGCAGAAGAUGGAAAGCAUGGAUGGAAGGAAGGAAGAUAACUGCUGAAAGGUGGAAAAGAGAAAGCAAGAUCAAAAGAGAUUAUACAGAAUAUAUAUAAAACCUCUAUCUAUAUGUUAUGGACAACAAUGUUUGUAAAAUAGGACAUUUCCUCUCCAGUCUGAGGGUGUGCGACCUACAGUAAAACAGAAGCAAACAUCCUGAGCAUCAGUGUAGGAGUGACAACAGAAAUAAAACCAUUGUAUCUACAGCAUUGUUCCAAGGGGUUCAGAAAUUUUGUAGAUGUCACAUUAGGUGAGGCAUCCUUUCUACCAAAACUCUCCCUCAUAAACACCCCACCUAUUUGUGAGGUCUUAUGGCUCAGCUACCAUCUCCCAUCCUUAUCUCAUUGAGGUAAAUAGGACGAGAUGAUUUAUUUUAACUUCGGAGACAGAAGAGAAGAGCUGUCCUUGUUUGAGUCUUGAGUUAAGCUUGGUUACCUGAACAGUGUUGAAUAUGGUUUUGGAUUUAGUUGAAGUCGCCAUCCAACCUGGUGCAGCCAUUUCUCCACCAGGAAACUGGUCCAUCCUUUACAUGUUGAAGUGGAAGUAAGAGAAAAGGGACCCUAAGGUCGGAGCAGUGCAGUGUUUGAGUUCAAGACGAGGUGCUAAGAAACGUUUGCUGUAGGAUCCCAUGAGAUAGAAAUCCCCUGCAAAUAAAGACUGCAUGGACCAGCAGGCAAACACACCUCUAUGAAAUACCCUGUCACACAUGCAUGGUAAUACACACGAUCCCGACCCAGCCUGGGAGGGCGGGUGUAGUGCAGCUGUUCCCCUUUGUUCUUGCAGUAAGAGCAGCCAUGGCAGAGGCAGUGCCCGCAGCAUGUAUGGCCUCAGGGUGGGGAUGUUUAGCAUAACCCUGCUCACUCUGAGCAGGAGGGUGGCUGAUUCUGCUGAUACCUGCAGUAUUAAACCACCAAAACUGUUGCAUGUGUGGAGAGUUUGCCAAUAUGUAAAGAUUUUUUCCGUAUUAUAAUGAAGAUUAUUACAAAAGGUUUAGAGUCACAUUUUGUGUUUUUUUUCCCUUCCAUUUCUUUUUCUAUUUCUUUUAGGUAUGUUUAGUUAUAAUUUUUCUCAUGGUGUAUUCUAACUUCUUUAGUUGCCCCUGCCCACCCACCCCCCUAUAUUGUAACGCCUAACAGAUUCUAAUAUAUAUAUAAUGAAUAUAUUUGUAUUUCAUUUUUGGUAUAGUAUUUUUCUAUGUUAAAGAAUAUGUCUGUGUUAGGAAGCAUUUAGACUGGCGCAAAGGUAUUCAGUUGGUUUCCUAGUUGUUUUUAUUUGUCAUCACCUUCUUCAGCAAAGUAAUUAUUUGAACUGGCUGAAAUUCAGCAGUGGGUCGGUCUUGUAUAAAAGGCAGUAUCGGCCUAGAAAAAUUGUUAAAUAUUGUAUAUGUUGUCUUCCAUGUGAAUAUUACAUAUAAUUCAUGAAAAAAAUGCCUUUUUUUAAUUUAUUUUAAGUAUAAGUGUUGCUGGCAUUCAAAAAAAAAAGAAAAAAAAUUAAAAUUUUAUGUUCUUUGAAAGUAGCAGCAAAAAUUCCACAAAGUGUUUGUAUUUUCCCUACAUAGUGAGCCACAACAGUGUCUUUCUCCCCUGAGGCUCAAAUUUUACUACAAUUCUGUGGGAGGUCUGAGCUCUGAAUGAAAUAUCCCUCAGAUUUACUUUUUAAAAUUUCCUGCCCACAUAUUUGAUCUCCAAAAUGUUUCCAUGUUUUCAUGUGAUGGGCUGCAUUGUUAUUAUUUCAGUUUUAGAGAUGAUUGUCAUUGAAUAAGGAUGUUUUUUGCGUUUGCUCUGUAAUUAAGUAAACCGAUCAUAAGCUGCUGUCAAGCCACAAGAAAAUGGGAUGACGUUGCCUCUUUGGACACUGAUCACGUUAAGAUGGAUUGGCCUUUCAUCUUGUUUUUUUUAAGCGGCAAUUGUGAGAUGCAUUACAUGCCAACUACUGACAGAUAACAAGAAAAGCCUGGAUGUGUUCAUCAUCUGUCAGUUCGGACUGAUUAUUCUCACAAAAAAAAAGAAAAUUGCCAAUUCUAGUGGGCUGUCAUCAAACCUGAAUGUAUAAAUGUGUAUAGAUAAAUAUGAGCUAUGCUUAUUCAUGAAGUGGUAACUUUUAGCUGUUAUUUAGUUUCCAGUGUAAGAUACAGGGAAUUGCAUUUAGAAAGACUGAUGGCCAUAAGAAUGCUUUCUCUUGGACUACGUCUCUCAAUGGCUCAUUAUGGUGUAAAAGGCUACAGUAACAGAUCAUACAGGUUCCAUUUCAUAAUGCUAUCCAUGCUAACUUUGUUUUUGAUGCUGUUAACGUGAUGCCAGUGGUGUACAAUAAUAUUACAGAAAAUCUGUUGAACCAUACUGAUGAGCAGUCACUGUAACAUUUAGGCUCUGUGCCUCAUACAGGUGCAUAUUUUUAAUUAAAUGUGACUUUCUCCUCA